Messenger RNA from Colletotrichum chrysophilum, 861 nucleotides. It is a transcript of the gene LYS21, whose product is annotated as homocitrate synthase lys21. Bases 1 to 861 code for a protein of 286 amino acids. The record is from RefSeq and is a predicted model, not a curated record. Lineage: Eukaryota; Fungi; Ascomycota; Sordariomycetes; Glomerellales; Glomerellaceae. The transcript is spliced from 3 exons. Gene Ontology annotation, molecular function: homocitrate synthase activity. Gene Ontology annotation, cellular component: mitochondrion.
AUGAUGGGAACGUCGGCUCUCCUUCGCCAACAUUCUCACGGCAAGGAUGUUGCCCAAAUCAUCAAGGCAGCAAUCGAAGUCAUCGAAUACGUCAAGUCCCAGGGCCUCGAGGUCAGAUUUUCCACUGAAGACUCUUUCCGAUCCAAUCUCGUCGACAUUCUUUCCGUCUACAAGACCGUGGACAAGAUUGGGGUCAAUCGCGUAGGAGUUGCGGACACCAUUGGUUGCGCCAACCCGCGUCAGGUCUACGAUCUAAUACAAACCCUUCGAGGGGUUGUCUCAUGCGACAUUGAAACCCAUUUCCACGAUGACACCGGCUGCGCUACCGCGAACGCGUACACUGCCCUCGAGGCAGGUGCCACACACAUCGACGUCACAGUGCUCGGUAUCGGCGAGCGUAAUGGUAUUACGCCCCUCGGUGGCUUCAUGGCGCGCAUGAUUGUCCAGAACCGCGAAUACGUCACUAGCAAGUACAAGCUGCACAUGAUCAAGGAGCUGGAAGACAUGGUCGCCGAAGCUGUGCAGAUCAACACGCCCUUCAACAACCCCAUCACUGGAUUCUGUGCAUUUACGCACAAGUCCGGUUAUCACGCCAAGGGGGUCUUGAGUCACCCGAGCAACUACGAGAUCAUCAAUCCCGAAGACUUUGGGAUGACGCGAUACGUCCACUUCGAGUCAAGACUGACGGGCUGGCAUGCAGUCAAGACCCGAGUGAGCCAGCUUGGUCUGGACAUGCCGGACGAUCAAGUCAGAAUUGUAACGGAGAAGAUCAAGACGCUGGCUGACAUUCGACCAUUGGCUAUCGAGGAUGUGGAUUCUAUCAUUCGAAGUUUCCAUGCAGGUCAAUCGCGAGACCAAUAG